Messenger RNA from Strongylocentrotus purpuratus (purple sea urchin), 1677 nucleotides. RefSeq lists its product as uncharacterized. The transcript has a single exon. The record is from RefSeq and is a predicted model, not a curated record. Lineage: Eukaryota; Metazoa; Echinodermata; Echinoidea; Camarodonta; Strongylocentrotidae. Bases 1 to 1677 code for a protein of 558 amino acids.
AUGUUAUGUGUGUACACAAAGGAAAAUAUCAACGUCAAGGGUGUACACAUGGCCACAGUCGAUGACAUCGAAGGACUGACCCACCUAAGAGGGAUUGGCAUCCCUGUGGCCACUGAAGAUGAGGUGGGACUGGUCAUCGGUCAAGACGUCCCAGAAGCUCUGAUGCCUCUAGAGGUUAGACAUGGAGAGAAAGGACCAUACGCAGUAAGGACGUGCCUUGGGUGGUCACUCCAUGGUCCACUCAGCCGAGCAUGUGAAAUGAACACUCCAGUGUAUGCUACGAACACCUUCAUCGAAGGAGAUCUGUGCCUCGAGAGACAGUUAGAGAGGUUCUGGAAGCUUGAGACCCCUGAUCCUUUCAAGGAAGAGAGAGCUAUGUCAAGGAAUGAUGUCAAGGCCUUGGCAGAAUGGGAGCAGGGCAUCUGCAUAGAGGAAGGUCAUUAUCAGCUCCCUAUCCCGUUCAAGAAGAGACCUCCAGAUCUCCAGAAUAACCGAUGGUUGGCUGAAAGGAGACUCCAAAGUCUUGGAAGAAGGCUUAGUCAGAGUGAUGGUCUCCUUCAGAAGUAUACAGAUGGCAUGGCAGACCUUUUGAAGAAGGGAUAUGCAGAGGAGGUCAAUGAACUUGACAGUAAGAAGGAAUGCGAAUGGUAUUUGCCACAUCACCCGGUAUUCCAUCCCCAGAAACCGGGAAAAGUGAGAAUAGUCUUCGAUUGUGCAUCAGCAUGGAAAGGUUUGUCACUGAAUGAUGUGGUUAAUCAGGGACCAGAUCUGACUAACAAGCUGAUCGGAGUGCUGUUGAUGUUUAGAACUGCGCCAGUGGCUUUGAUGGCAGACAUUGAAGCGAUGUUUCAUCAAGUUCGUGUGCCAGCACCAGACCGAGAUGUACUGAGAUUCUUAUGGUGGCCAACAGGUGACUUGAAGGAAGAUCCAUGUGUCUACAGAAUGUGUGUGCACUUAUUCGGUGGGACUUGGAGUCCCAGCUGCUGUAGCUAUGCCUUACGACGCACAGCUGAAGACAACAAGGGUGAAUUCUCUCCUGAAGCAGUAAAGGCAGUGACUAGGAAUUUCUAUGUGGACGACUGCUUAAUCUCCACUAAGGAUGAGGAAGAUGCCAUACGACUAGCACAAGAAUUGAAAAGCCUGCUAGAGAAGGGAGGCUUUAACCUGAUCAAGUGGACAAGUAACAACCGCAAAGUUGUGAAAGCCAUCCCAGUGGAGGAUAGAAGUAAACAAGUUAAGGACUUAGAUCUUAGCAAGGAAGCACUACCAGUUGAAAGAGCCCUGGGGAUCAAAUGGGAUGUGCAAGAGGACCGUCUAGAGUACAAGACAUUGAUAAAGGAGAAACCACUGACAAGAAGGGGUUUGCUUAGCAUUGUGUCAAGCAUUUAUGACCCGCUUGGCUACCUGAGUCCCUUUAUCUUGAGAGCUAAGCUGUUGAUGCAGAAGUUAGCAACAAAGAAGUUAGGAUGGGAUGACCCAAUUUCAGAUGUUGGACUGCAGUUAUGGCAGCAGUGGGUAAAACAACUUCCUGAAGUAGAAAACUUCAAGGUACCAAGAUGUGUGGUUCCUGCAGGAUAUAGUGCCAAGACAGAGCAUCAGUUACAUCACUUUGCUGAUGCAUCCGAAGAUGCCUAUGGAGCGGUGACAUACCUGGUGGUACGGAACUCUAAAGGGUAA